GGACUGGUAUUGUUCCAUGAUGGAUUAGUGCUGUUCCAAGAUGGACCCGUGUUGUUCCAAGACGGGAUGGUGUUGUUCCAAGAUGGACCCGUGUUGUUCCAAGACGGGAUGGUGUUGUUCCAAGACGGGAUGGUGUUGUUCCAGGACGGGAUGGUGCUGUUCCAAGACGGGAUGGUGCUAUUCCAAGAUGGAUCGGUGUUGUUCCAAGACGGGAUAGUGCUAUUCCAAGAUGGAUUGGUAUUAUUCGGAUUGGUGUUGUUCCAAGAUGGAUCGGUGUUGUUCCAAGACGGGAUGGUGCUAUUCCAAGAUGGAUUGGUAUUAUUCGGAUUGGUGAUGUUCCAAGAUGGAUUGGUGUUGUUCCAAGACGGGAUAGUGCUAUUCCAAGAUGGAUUGGUAUUAUUCGGAUUGGUGUUGUUCCAAGAUGGAUUGGUGUUGUUCCAUGACGGGAUGGUGCUGUUCCAUGACGGGAUGGUGCUGUUCCAAGAUGGAUUGGUAUUAUUCGGAUUGGUGUUGUUCCAUGACGGAAUAGUGCUAUUCCAAGAUGGAUUGGUGCUGUUCCAGGAUGGAUUGGUGUUGUUCAGUGAUGGUAUUGAACUGUUUUCUGUAAAUGAAAUAAUAGCACAUGUCUUAAUCAUAUAUCCUAAAUAUAAAUUCCGCCUGGUUCGUUUACGAGGUUUCGUUUAUUAUUUCAAAUAG
Lottia gigantea (owl limpet) is the source of this 696-nucleotide messenger RNA. RefSeq lists its product as hypothetical. The record is from RefSeq and is a predicted model, not a curated record. The annotation marks the transcript as partial. NCBI's taxonomy places the organism in Eukaryota, Metazoa, Mollusca, Gastropoda, Lottiidae. The transcript has a single exon.